This is a messenger RNA of Prinia subflava (tawny-flanked prinia), 2734 nucleotides long. Its product is annotated as Golgi integral membrane protein 4-like. The record is from RefSeq and is a predicted model, not a curated record. Gene Ontology annotation, cellular component: Golgi membrane; Golgi apparatus. Lineage: Eukaryota; Metazoa; Chordata; Aves; Passeriformes; Cisticolidae. The transcript has 15 exons. Bases 561 to 2300 code for a protein of 579 amino acids.
GCCGCCGAGGGCGGACUCUCCGCCGCCGCAGCCCGGAUGCCGCCGCCGCCGCCGCGUUCCUGGCCGCUCUCCCGGCCCCGCUGCCGCCGCUUCCUCCAGGAGCUGCCGGCGGGGAGGGGGCCCAAGGGCUUCUCCUCCUCUCGCCGGGUUAUUUUUUCCGGUGCUUGCUCCAGCGGGGGAGGUGGGAAGAGCCAAAGGCGGCGGUACCCCCUUCCCGCCCCCCUUCUCUCCGCCGCGGCACAUGGGAAGCAAAACUUUUCCUCCUGCUCGUCCUGCCGCUGCUGCUCGGUGCCCUCCGCCGGCUGCCCUCGCCCCGCAGCCCCCCCGGGCCGCCCCCCGGCCGCCCGAGGAUGCGGCGGCUCCGCUCGGACACCGAUGUCCCGCUGGCCAGCGAGGCAUAGAGCCGGGCAGGAGCGUGCCCAGGGCCAGCCCGGAGCGGAGGCGAGCCUGCCAUCGCAUCUUCCGCGGGGAUCUUGGCGGAGGGACGCGGCUCCGGGGCCACAGCCAUCAGAUGCUUUAGCAGCGCCGGCGAGGCAGCAUCGCCGCGCUGCGGGCUCGCCAUGGGCACCGGGAUGUGCUCCCGGAGGCAGAAGGGGCUGCUGCAGAGCGCCCUGUGCCUGCUCACCGCGGCCUGCCUGGCCUCCGGCGUGCUGCUCUACAGCCACCUGCAGCACAAGGUGCGGGACGCCGAGGCGCUGGCGCAGAAAUACAAACAGCAGCAGGAAGCGCUCUCAGCCCAGCUGCAAGUGGUGUACGAGCACCGAUCCCGCCUGGAGCGCUCCCUGCAGAAGGAGAGAGGGGAGCACAAGAAGACAAAGGAAGAUUUUUUGGUGUACAAGUUAGAAGCUCAGGAAGCUCUCAACAAGGAGAAGCAAGACUCCAUGAACAGAUACGGGGCGCUCAGCUCCCAGCACAAGAUCCUGAAGAACCAGCACGACGAUGUGAAGAAGCAGCUGCUGGACCUGCAGCUGCAGCACAACAGCCUCAGGCUGGAGCACCGCAAGAGCCUGGAGAGCCACAGCCAGAGGGUGGCCCAGCUGCAGCAGGAGAGGGACAGCCAGGUCACCAACCUGCAGGACACGGUGUUUAAACUCCGAGAAGAGAGCAAACUCCUCAGGAAGGCCCACCAGGAGGUUCACUCCCAGCUCCUCAAUGCCCAGGCCCAGAUGGAGGAGUUCAGGCAGCUCAAGGAGGCUCUGCAGAGGAUGCCAGGCUUGAGAGGAGGAGGAGGAGGAGGAGGAGGAGGAGGAGGAGGAGGAGGAGGCAGCAGCCAGCUGCAGCCCAGGGGACACAAGGUGUGUUAUUCCCAGGAAAACCAUCCGGCCCGCGCUGCCCUCGGCACUGCCAGCCCAGGGACCCUCGGGGCUCGCCGGCCCCAGGGCACAGGAGCCCCCCAGCCCCAGCCCGCCGUGCCAGCCGUGCCAGCCGUGCCAGCCGUGCCAGCCGUGCCAGCCGUGCCAGCCGUGCCAGCCGUGCCAGCCUGGCACGGGGACAGCGGCGCCGCGCGCUUCACCCGCACCAUGAACAGCCUGCCCAACCCCGAUGUGAAUUUGGUGAUGCGCAUCCAGGUGAGGAGCCACGAGCAGAGCCAGGCCCCUGGGCUGUCCCUGCCUGAGCCAGGACAGCCCUCUCCAGCAGAAAAUCCCCCAGUGCCAGACAGCCACCACCCAGCAGGGAACAGACAGGAGCAAAUGCAGAGCUGGAAGGAGCUGGUCAGCAAGGUGAACGCCCAGCUGGACGAGGAGCAAGCACGUGGCUACCCCAGGAACCCUGAGCUUGCCCCCCGGGCCGGGCAGAAGGCGCAGAGGGGCAGCCCCCAGCCCCCCAGCCCGAGGAGAGGGGCUGGGCAGGACAGGGUGGAUGAGGAGGAGCUGGAAAUGGACGCAGGAGUGAUCGACAGGGAGGAGAACGCGCCCUCGCAGAAGGAGGCCGUGGUGGUCCAGGAGCCCCUGAUGCCAGAGGAGGCUGCAGACCCUGCCCAGGACCCCAAUAACCAGGGUGAGGAUGAGUUUGAGGAGGCUGAGCUGGAGCGACCUGACUUUGAGGAGAAGGUGGGAGGCUCCGAGAAGUUUAAGGAGCGCAGCGUCAAAGAAGAGUCCAAGGAGAAGCCACCAAAGGAUGCUGGCAGAGCUGCCAAGCCCAGGGAAGAGCCACUGGAGGACUACCAAGAAGAUCAGGAGCAAGAAAUUGAGGAUCACGGAGGGGAGGUGGAUGACAACGAUGACCUGGAGCUUGUCCAGGAGCAGAAGGGCCGAGCGGGGAUGCAGGGAGCUGGUGGCAAGAAGGAUGACUACUUCUGAGAGCUGCUGAAGGAAAACGGGAUGCUCCAGGAACGAGGGGAUAGGAGCUCCUCCUGGGACCUGGCUCCUCAUUCAAACACUGCCCAGAACAAAGGCAGGAGGAGGGAAAUGUCUGCAGGCCCUUGCAGGGGGUUUGCAGGCCACAAUUCCACCUCGGUGUGAGGCCACUGCUGCCUCCCCGGGCUAUGGGGAGAUCUCUCAGACUGGGAAUGAUCUGACCCUGCUGCUUUUCUGAGAAGCACUUUUGGAUUUCCCGUGUUCUUCGCCCUCUUGUUUUUCACAUCCCCUUUUGAAGCUGGAGAGGGGAGUUCUGGUUGGUUCUGGUUGGUUUUUGGGGGGUGUUUUUUACCUGCCCUGGGUAGCAGAGGGGUGCCUGAGCUGCUCCCUGGACUCACUCGACUGAUCUCUAAUACAAAGGAAUCUCUUCAUAAUCA